AUGGCCCCGGGGACCCUCGUGCUGGCCUCAUGGAAUCCAAAUGUGAUGACGGCUUCCAUCGGGAGUAGCAUCGAUCUGAGCAGCGAUUUCGCGCUCGCCUCUGGCACGUCCAUGUCCUGCCCCCACAUUUCCGGCAUUGCGGCACUCUUGAGAGGCGCGCACCCCGAGUGGAGCCCAGCAGCAAUACGAUCUGCCAUCAUCACUACGGCCAACCCUCUCGACAAUACCGGGAGCAGAAUUCGAGACGCGAGUUCUGGUGCCUAUGCCGACCCGCUUGCCAUGGGGGCCGGGCAAGUCAACCCAAAUCGGGCGCUCGACCCGGGACUGGUUUAUGACUUAUCCCGACAGGAGUAUGUUAGUUACCUCUGCUCCAUGAAUCUCACCAGGAUGCAAAUUAAGACCAUUGUGAGAUCCGACUACAACAGCUCAAUCCCAUCGUCCGACCUCAACUAUCCGUCCUUCAUUGCUCUUUAUCCUUCUAACCACCAGGGCAAGAUGUUGACCAAGGAAUUUCAAAGAACGGUUACAUACGUGGGCGAUGGUAAAAACCCAGUCGUAUUCCAUGCCAAGGUAGAUGCCCCCAAUAACACUAACAUUCAAGUUUGGCCACGGAGAUUGAUUUUCAACAACAAAUAUGACAAGGGAAGCUAUAAUUUGACCAUUCACUACAAGGUACCACCACCUACAGCUCAUGCCCUACACGGUUCUCUCUCUUGGAUAGAUGAGGGUGGCAAGCACACGGUCAGAAGUCCCAUUGUGCUUUCUCACAUGCUUAAUAAUUUUACUAUCUAG
Molecule: messenger RNA, 792 nt
Organism: Striga hermonthica
Lineage: Eukaryota; Viridiplantae; Streptophyta; Magnoliopsida; Lamiales; Orobanchaceae
Source: the annotation of a GenBank genome assembly